Hipposideros armiger (great roundleaf bat) is the source of this 1607-nucleotide messenger RNA. RefSeq names its product zinc finger protein 516-like. Lineage: Eukaryota; Metazoa; Chordata; Mammalia; Chiroptera; Hipposideridae. The record is from RefSeq and is a predicted model, not a curated record. Gene Ontology annotation, cellular component: nucleus. The transcript is spliced from 2 exons. Gene Ontology annotation, molecular function: RNA polymerase II cis-regulatory region sequence-specific DNA binding; DNA-binding transcription factor activity, RNA polymerase II-specific. Gene Ontology annotation, biological process: regulation of DNA-templated transcription. The coding region runs from base 207 to 1607 and encodes 466 amino acids.
GCCGGGGGCCGAGGCGCGGCGGAGCCAGGUGCUCGCUGCCAGCCGCCAUGCUCUCCAGGUAGGACAUGCACAUGGUGGUGGCAGGUGCAUGUCUGCAGCUGGGAGGCAGAAGGCUCCUAUGAACAUGGAGAGAUAAGACCUCGACCCGCAGGCCUGCCUGACACAAAGCCGUGCCCGCCGGGGCUGGGCGAGUCCUUGUCCCCGACAUGGAUCGUAACCAAGAGGCCGACGUGGAGCUGAGGAGGGGCCCCAGCCCCCCCGGGGCCAGCAGGAGCCCAGAGGCGGACGGGGACAAGGCUGUGAGCCACAGCUGCUGCAUCUGCGGCAAAAGCUUCCCCUUCCAGAGCUCCCUGUCGCAGCACAUGCGCAAGCACACGGGGGAGAAGCCCUACAAGUGCCCCUACUGCGACCACAGGGCUUCCCAGAAGGGCAACCUGAAGAUCCACAUUCGCAGUCACCGCACGGGGACUUUGAUCCAGGCCCACGAGCCCGAGGCCGGCGAGAUGGGAGUGUCCGAGGGCCUGGACGGCUGCACCAGCCCCACGAAAAGCACCUCGGCCUGCAACAGGAUCCUGAACGGCGCCACCCAGGGGGACAGCAGCAAGAUCCUGCUGAGAAGCAGCAAGAAGGAGGCGGAGGGCUCCGGGGGCGCCUCGGAGGACGGCAGGGCGGCGGUGCAGUGCUCCUUCUGCCGGAGCAGGUUCGAGCGCAAGAAGGACCUCGAGCAGCACGUGCACCAGGCGCACAAGCCCUUCAAGUGCCGGCUGUGUCCCUACGUGACGCUCAGGGAGGAGUCCCUGCUGAGCCACGUGGAGAAGGACCACAUCACGGCGCAGGUGCCCAGGGGCGAGGCCUGCGUGGAGAACGGCAAGCCCGAGCUGCCGCCCGGCGAGUUCCCGUGCGAGGUGUGCGGCCAGGCCUUCAGCCAGACCUGGUUCCUGAAGGCGCACAUGAAGAAGCACAGGGGCUCCUUCGACCACGGCUGCCACAUCUGCGGCCGGAGGUUCAAAGAGCCGUGGUUCCUGAAAAACCACAUGAAGGCGCACGGCCCGAAGGCGGCGAGCAAGAACAGGCCCAGGAGCGAGCUGGACCCCAUCGCCACCAUCAACAACGUGGUGCAGGAGGAGGCCAUCGUGGCCGGCCUGGCCCUCUACGAAGUCUGCACCAAGUGCGGGAACCUGUUUACAAACCUGGACAGCUUGAACGCCCACAACGCCGUGCACCGCCGGGUGGAGGCCGGCCGGACGCGGGCCCCGGCCGGCGAGGGCGCACCGCUCGGCCCCGGGGACUCCCAGCAGCUCUUCCUCCAGUGCCUGAACCUGUGCCCGGCCGGGGCCUCCGCGCCCGCCCUCGGGCAGGCCGGCCGGCGAGUGGCGGAGCUGGACCCAGUCAACAGCUACCAGGCCUGGCAGCUGGCCACCAGGGGCAAGGUGGCCGAGCCAGCCGAGUACCUCAAGUACGGCGCAUGGGACGAGGCGCUGGGCGGGGACGUGGCCUUCGACAAGGAGCGGCGCGAGUACAUCCUGGUGAGCCAGGACAAGCGCAAGCGCGAGCUGGAGCCAGGCGCGCAGGGCCCCCCGCGCAAGAGGGCCGGCGCUCCNUUUUAA